This is a messenger RNA of Sitophilus oryzae (rice weevil), 728 nucleotides long. Its product is annotated as dihydrofolate reductase-like. Lineage: Eukaryota; Metazoa; Arthropoda; Insecta; Coleoptera; Curculionidae. Gene Ontology annotation, biological process: glycine biosynthetic process; tetrahydrofolate biosynthetic process; dihydrofolate metabolic process. Gene Ontology annotation, molecular function: NADP binding; dihydrofolate reductase activity. The transcript has 4 exons. The record is from RefSeq and is a predicted model, not a curated record. Gene Ontology annotation, cellular component: mitochondrion. The coding region runs from base 111 to 671 and encodes 186 amino acids.
AACUAUAAAUAUAUACUUUAGUAACAAAACUUUUAUAAUCUCAUAAGUAGGUACGAUGCUUUUAUUUUAAACUAAUGCUAGCUCAGUUAGAUAGUUAGUAUUUAGUGACAAUGAGUAGCAAAAAUACGGUCAAACUUAAUUUAAUAUCAGCUGCCUGUGAAAACCUAGGUAUUGGAAAGAAUGGAGAUUUACCAUGGAAGCUUGAGAAAGAAUAUGCCUACUUCGAGCGAAUGACAACAGAAACCGAAGACAAAAACAAAAGAAAUGUCAUGAUUAUGGGUAGAAAAACGUGGGAAAGUUUUGUAGAAUAUCCCACUUCUGAUAGAAUAUGCCUUGUUUUAUCUAGAAGUAAACUGGAUGUAGGGUCUGUUAGACAUGUCCAUGUUUACCAUAGCUUUGAUGAAGCUAUUAACGCUUUGGAGCAAGAUGAAUUUUUCAAAAAUAAAUUUGAGACCGUUUGGGUCAUAGGAGGAACGAGUAUUUACAAAAAAGGAUUAGAAUCGGACAGAUUUCAUCGACUAUAUUUAACGAGAAUUCAUAAAAACUACGAUUGUGACACAUUUUUCCCGAAUUUGCCAUCAAAUCUUGUCGAAGUUAGAGAUCCACAGGUACCAGAAGAUAUUCAAGAGGAACAUGGUAUUCAGUAUAAGUUUCAUAUAUAUGAAAAAUAGAUUCUUAUUCCACAGUCUAAUUUAUUUUAUCAUUAAACGUUAUAUGCACAGAAGCAA